GUGUGCCUGCAUUUCCGCCCCUCAGUGGAAGGGGCGGGACUCUUGACUGAUCUAUGCAGCUAAUUGGGUGGCUUCGGUCCAGGUCGGCUAUUUUGGUGACGUCACGGCAAGUUUCCUGUCAUGGCAUCCUUCUUACCGGCGCCGGUUCGGGUUGAAAGAUAAGAAAUCAGCGGAGUUUGCGUGUGAAGCCGAAAGCUCACAACGUCACGGGAGUGGCCGGACUUCGGGCGAAAUCGGAAUGAAGCGCUAACGGGAUCUUUUCCGAGCUGGGCACCCUGAAGCGUCGAUGGGCAGCGGCAAAAGCAGCGGUAACGGCGGCGCCCCAAGCAGCGGAAUUGCCUGAGCCGCUGCUGCCUUACCCGGGCUCCCAUUAUGGUGUCCCCUUCAUGGUUCGGCAUGCUGGUGUUGGCAGCCUUUGUCCUUUUCUUUGAGUGGAUUGCAGUGGACUCGGGAGACUCGCCUUCCUCCGAUACUGAAGAGGCCCUGAAGAAGCCUCUGUUCAAUUACAGCAGCGUCAGUCUACCAGACGAACAUAUCAGCUAUUUGUUUCGUAACAACCUGACCUUGGCCAAAAUCUGUGAAAGUGAUUCCCUUUGUCCGUUUAAGGAACAUCUAAAGAAAAUGCAGUCUUGCUGGGGGUACGAGAAGACUUGCCAGCCCGAGUACAGAUACAGCUACCCCGUGUGCUCCGUUGUGGAUGGCGGCUGGGUUAAUUCAAUUUCAGCCGCACAAGAACUUUUCUGGAAACAAGCAGACUUUGGUUAUGUCCGGAAAAAAAUGGACCAAAUGAAAGUGUUAUGUGAACCCCAGAAACCAGAAGAUUCAUCUCUCGUAUGUACCAGCUUGCUUCUGCAUUGCACGGCAUCAAAGCUUUAUCUCGAUUUGAGAAAUCCAAGGAGAACCCAAGACAGAUACAAGGAGGAUUUUCUCCAGGAUGGUGAAAUUGGAGGGCACUGCAAGCUCAACAAGGCAGCCCUCCUUGCUGAAGGACAGCAUAAAAGCCCACUGCAGUCUUGGUCUUCUGAGCUGCUCUCCUAUUCUGCACUUAAGCUUCACCCUUUUGAAAAUGGAGAAUGUGAUCUAGUAGUUGAGAAGCCAGCCAUUUUUAUGAAACUGGACGCAGGAGUCAACAUGUAUCACCACUUCUGUGACUUCGUCAACCUUUACAUCACCCAGCACCUGAUCGGCUCCUUCAGUCGCGAUGUCUACAUCGUCAUGUGGGAUACGAGUUUCUAUGAAUAUGGAGACCUCUUUAAAGAGACAUGGAGAGCCUUUACUGAGCAUGAUGUUAUUCAUCUGAAAUCCUUUGACUCUAAAAGGGUUUGUUUCAAAGAAGUCACCUUUUCCUUGCUUCCUCGGAUGAGAUAUGGCCUGUUCUACAAUACUCCUCUGAUCUCGGACUGUUACAACAGUGGCAUGUUCAGAGCCUUCUCUCAGCACGUCCUUCACAGGUUACGAAUCCAGCAAGAAAAACCAAAGGAGAACAAAAUCCGCGUCACUCUUUUAUCACGCAGCACCGAGUAUCGUCGAAUUUUAAACCAGCAGGAGCUAAUAAACGCGAUGAAGACUCUGACUUUUUUGGAAGUACAAGAAGUAGACUACAAAUACAAGGAAAUUGGGUUUCUGGAACAGCUAAAUAUAACGCACAAUUCCGAUAUCUUUAUUGGAAUGCAUGGAGCAGGACUCACACAUUUGCUCUUCUUGCCGGACUGGGCUGUCAUAUUUGAACUUGAACUCUGCUCUCUGGUUUGGAUUGAAAUAUACUGUAGUGAUAUCUGGAGGGCUGCUGUGCAUUUUGCAGGUAUAAUUGUAAGGAUGAAUCCUGCUACUUUGACUUGGCUCGACUUAGAGGAGUGCGAUAUGUCACCUGGCAAAAGAAGAACAAAGUAUUUCCUCAAGACAAGGGCCACCAUCCCACUCUUGGAGAACACCCCAAAUUCACCAACUACUCGUUUGAUGUCCAGGAGUUCAUGCGUCUUGUUCUGUCAGCAGCAGAGUACGUUAAGCAGCACCCUCAGUGGCCUUUCAGGCGGAAACGGGACGAGCUGUGAGGCGUGCAGAGGGAGGACUUUGCCAAUAAGAGAUUUCCUUGGAUUAUCUGAGCAUUUACUUUUUUAAUCAGGUCGUAGUUUCAAGAUAUGCACAUGGUUUUCAUAUUUUUUGCCUCUGUGGAUGAAAUGAUUGUGUUUUACUUCAGCAAGAAUGAAUGAAUGAGUGAAUGAAUGAUCUAAGGUAUGUGAAGGGUCACAGUUUUGGUGGUAACCAAUUCCUCAAUAGAACUGCAGUUUUCCUCCGUUGGUGAAAGUUCCGAUUUCUUCUUGCACUUUAUUAGUGAGCUGUCCAGAAGUAUCACUUGAGAAUGGACCAGCGGCUGGCUUUACAUCCCCUAUCGCUUGUGAAAUGUAGGAGUCGGACCCCCUUGUGAAGGCCGUGAAGUACUCGAUGCCACGUCUGGUACACGACGUGCGAGGGUGGCUGCUGUUUGGGGGGCUUCAACCCAAAAGUCUCGGCGGUCGGCAGCUCUUUAGGAAAUGAACUUGAAGAUUAAAAUCGGUGUGUGUGACAUAAAGAGGAACGCGUCCUCCAUUUCAGUGAAUGAGAAGGAAUGUGUAAGGAAGUAACGUGCGAUAAAACUGUAAAGAACACCCGACUUGCACUGAAUGUCUGCUACGUAUUUAUGAAGUCUGUGAUGCAGUAUGGAAUUCUCAGGGUCUUACACGCGUCAUCACAUCAGCCAAUUAGACAAUGAAGGUGACGGGACGUCCUCACAGAGCCGCCAUUCAUUUUCAGGACCUUGUCCAAAGUGGCCCAAGUAUUUCCCGUAAAGCGAAUCUUUGAGUCUCGUAUUCUGAAACUGUUUAAGAUUGAAAUUCUUUUCACGAUAUCCUCGUGAGAAUCGCCCUGAGACGCACUCGGCGUUUGCUGUUGGAGUAAAGGACUGACAUGACGCUGUUUUGAACGACUGAAUGAACUGGCAGACCUUUAGCUCGAGUGCUGCAGGGACCCCUCCAUUACUCAUUUAGACCUUCGCAGAGCCCACUUACAUUCACCCGGGCAGUGUGGUCUUCACUUUGGAGUGGGCAGCGGUGGUCCGUCCCGUAUGUCUUGACACUUCAGAAUGAGAGUCGCCUUACCGGCGUAUCCAGUGCCUCACUGCACAGAGCCGAAGCAGCCCGACGAAGACCACAAGAUGCCGCUGCCAAGGUCUGCUUUACAUACCCGUAAGCAAGGGACGGGUGGAGGAUCCACUCCAGUGGCCCCCAAACUCCAGUGGUCCUGGAGACCCCCUGGGGCUGCAGGGCUUGCUUUUUAAUUGGACUCCUAGCCUAACUGUAAUUUCCCAGUCUCUGUGUUUUGGGGUCAAUGAAGGAAUUUCAAUGUCUGCGUGUGAGAAGAUUUUUAUUAUAUUGUAUUAUGCAGAGAAUGUAUUGUUGUUGUUUUUUUUUUUUUUUAUUUGUGUUCAUUUUCUGGUUUCAAUUCUGCUGUUCCAUUAGUGACUAAACAGGGGGGCUGACGCUGAGGGACUCGCAGCCUUUCACCAUUUAGUGUUGCUCACCCGGGUGUCACUUGUCACCGUUAGGAUACAAUGAGGGAAAAUAACAGGAGAACACCAAGAAGGAGUUAAACAUUUAAAGUUACGUAUAGCAAAGGGAGAGAGAGACAGGAUGGCAGCUCAGGGCACUGCCGCACCCACCACACCGUCAACCCACCCGGACUGGCACCACGCUGGAACUGUGGGGGGUUUUAUACACUGGCUGGAGUGCCAAUCGUGCCACCAACCCCCAAGUUUGUUGGACUGGAUGAACGUCAGAGCAGGAUGAAGCAAAAACUGCAGAAAUAUUUCUAAAGGUCUUCUGAUGUAAAAACCGCACUGCUGUGCUCAUCUGAAGGGAGAGGAAGUUCAGCUCCAUUAUGAAUUGGUGCCAAUCGGGCUGGAACAAAAGCCUGCAGCUCCAGGGGGUCCCGAGGACCGAGUUUGGGAAGCACAGCCCUAAACAAAGAGUCGCCAGCGAACUGCAGGGCAGCCUUGGGCACGGGGCAGGCCUUUCGGCUUGGUGGCCCAAACCCGUGUCUUCAUCUCAUCUCUCUCUCUAUAUGAUCCUCUGUCUGGCUGCUUUUCUACUUCGCCGAUUUAGAUCAUCGGGUUUUUUUGUUUUUUUUCUUUCUAUAAUUUGUUUGAACAUUCCGGCCGAUUGUGCGACUUCUCUCAUCAUCCUUGCAGGAGUGAUAGAUUUGCAUUAACCCCAGACAGAGGCUGCGGGCCGAGGGGGGUGGAUCCCCCCCUCAGUCAUGUGCCAGCCUCCAUUCGAGUUAGUUUACC
This is a messenger RNA of Polypterus senegalus (gray bichir), 4321 nucleotides long. It is a transcript of the gene eogt, whose product is annotated as EGF domain-specific O-linked N-acetylglucosamine (GlcNAc) transferase. NCBI's taxonomy places the organism in Eukaryota, Metazoa, Chordata, Cladistia, Polypteriformes, Polypteridae. The coding region runs from base 373 to 2118 and encodes 581 amino acids. The transcript is spliced from 16 exons. The record is from RefSeq and is a predicted model, not a curated record. Gene Ontology annotation, molecular function: protein N-acetylglucosaminyltransferase activity. Gene Ontology annotation, cellular component: endoplasmic reticulum lumen.